CAAAGCUGCUCGGUCACAAACCCAUGUCCUUUCCUAAAUCGCUUUCCUGGAUAGUAGGCUAUUGCGUACAUGGAAGGUAUUUCUCCUCCAUAUAUUUUUUAUAACGCUUUUACGGAGUACACUGUAAGGGAGAUUCAAGUGGGGAUUUAGAGCAUCACUCCUGACAUACCUAACCAGAAGUAAUUUGAUUUUAAGAAACAAUGCCUUGCGUUCAGGCUCAGUGCGGCUCAUCCCCUCAAGGAGCCAGCCCAGCUUCCCAGAGCUCAAGCAUCCACUCCGCCGAGGAACACAGCUGCGACUUCUUGACGCCGGAGUUUGUCAAAUUCAGCAUGGACCUCACUAAUACUGAAAUCGCAGCCACCACCUCUCUUCCGAAUUUCGGCGCUGUGAUGGACAGUUAUAAUUCCAGCUACGACGUCAAGUCGCCGUGUUUGUUUCAAAUGUCCGUUCCGGGAGAACAGGCUUACGUCAAAGUUGAGGAUGUCCCUGUGCAUGGAUACCACCAUCCAGCCCAUCAUCAACUACAUCAGUCCAACGAAGUGCUCACUACCCCUGGAUCUGCAUACUACAAGUCACCGUCGCCACAGACACCGACCACAACUCAUUUUCAAAGUCCAGCCAGCCAUGCCGGCCUAUGGGAUGACUCGGGACACCGGUGCAGCUUCCAUCAGGAUUAUUUGACCGUGGCGCACAGAAUGGACCAAUGCAAAAACGCUCUAUCCAGAUUCUCCUUGUUUUCUUUAAAGCAACCCCAACCUGGCCACUCCUCGUCUACUUGUCAAAUGAGAUUUGACGGUGCUCUCCACGUGGAUACACCGUGCGCGCAUCAUUUACUGGAGAGUCAGGGUAUCUUUGGAGCCAGCGGGCUACGGAAACAACACGGCGUAGUGUUUCCUUCACUCCAACUUGGUCACGGACACCACUUUAUGGAUAAUCAGGUUCCUUCGCCGCCGAGUCGGGGAUCCCCCAGUAAUGAUGGAUUGUGCGCGGUGUGUGGAGAUAAUGCUGCAUGCCAACACUACGGCGUGCGCACCUGUGAAGGCUGCAAGGGAUUCUUUAAGCGCACGGUCCAGAAAAACGCCAAAUACGUUUGCUUAGCUGGUAAAAACUGCACUGUGGACAAACGAAGGAGAAAUAGAUGUCAAUAUUGCCGCUUCCAAAAGUGCCUUGUUGUGGGAAUGGUGAAGGAGGUGGUUAGGACGGCGAAUUUGAAGGGUCGACGAGGUCGGUUACCUUCCAAACGUCCACCGGAUUCGUCUCCACCUGUCAGCAUCCUAAAUGCGCUCGUGAGUGCCCAUGUGGAGUCCAACCCCUCUCUGUCACGACUCGACUACUCCAACUUUCAAGUUAACCCCGACGGCCCAGCCGGAGACGACGUGCAGCACAUACAGCAGUUCUAUGACGUCUUGACCAACGCCAUGGAUAUCAUUCGUGGUUGGGCGCAAAAUAUACCAGGGUUUAUCGAGCUAACAAAACAGGAUCAAGAUCUUCUCUUCGAAUCUGCGUUCUUGGAGCUCUUCGUCCUGCGUCUGGCAUACAGGUCCGACCCAAAGGACGGAAAGCUAAUAUUUUGCAAUGGACUUGUUUUGCACCGGUUCCAGUGCAGGCGAGGCUUUGGAGAGUGGGUUGAUACCAUCAUGGAGUUCUCUUCUAAUCUGCAAGACAUGAAAAUAGACGUUCCAACUUUCUCUUGUAUAGCCGCUUUGGCCAUCGUGACAGAGAGACAUGGAUUAAAGGAACCGAGGAGAGUGGAAGAACUUCAAAGUAAGAUAGUGAAGUGCUUGAAGGACCAACUAAAUAUAAACGAUGCAGAUCUUUGUCAACCACAUCAUUUAUCAAAACUGUUGGAAAAACUACCUGAGCUUCGCACGCUGUGUACUCAGGGUUUGCAACGGAUUUUCUACUUGAAGCUGGAAGACUUGGUCCCUCCACCCGCUAUCAUAGACAAGCUAUUCCUCGAUACUUUGCCCUUUUAAAAACCAUGCGGACCUUUACACUACGUUGUACAUAAAAACUUAAAAAUUGUCAAUCAUAAUAUGUAUAUAUUGUAUAUUAACUUUUUUUAAACCAGCAUCGUACUUUUUAUUUUCCUAUCUGCUCCCUCUCUGUUUUAUCAAAAUUAGCCUAGUUGAUGUUUUAGCCUAUGCGAAAGGUCAAUGUAGAUAAAUAUUAUUUGACUUGUAAAAGUCUUGCAUUAUAUCUGCAUGGGCCCAAAUGUGAUGUGAUUUAUACUGGCCUGUAACUGUAUGUCCUUAAAGACCACUUUGGUAUUUACAUGCUGUACAUUGGACGUGUAGCCUGUUACUUAUAUCCCUACAAUCCUGUUGUUUCUUUAUUUCGUUAAAAUGUCAUUGUUAGGACCAAAUGUAAGCUUUCGCAAAAGAGAAUACAAUAACCCAAUGCAAUCCGAAAUUAUUUGCUCUAUUUUAAGUUAGAAUAUAUUUAUUUAUUGGAAAACAUUAAAUAGUUGACAAGCUCUACCAACUGCUCUUCUCUGAACUGCUUACUGUCAUGUUAUAAAUGCUUGAAGUUUGUUGUCUGAACUUAUGUUCUGAUUUGUGAACAUUAAUGUGCAAGCUGAAUCAAUUCAUUUUGUCAAAAGAAAUGAGACAAAAUAAAAUUAUGUCGAAGGCACAUUUUAUUGCGAUGGCUUAUCAACGAGCUUUCGUUCUGAAUUUACAGUUUUAAGUUAGUGAGUCCCUAAAAUCUAUAUUUUGUGUACGGUUUUGAAGGUAAAGAUGUAAU
Messenger RNA from Osmerus eperlanus (European smelt), 2745 nucleotides. RefSeq names its product nuclear receptor subfamily 4 group A member 2-like. The transcript is spliced from 8 exons. Lineage: Eukaryota; Metazoa; Chordata; Actinopteri; Osmeriformes; Osmeridae. The coding region runs from base 201 to 1976 and encodes 591 amino acids. Gene Ontology annotation, biological process: dopaminergic neuron differentiation; central nervous system neuron differentiation; regulation of transcription by RNA polymerase II. Gene Ontology annotation, cellular component: transcription regulator complex; nucleus. The record is from RefSeq and is a predicted model, not a curated record. Gene Ontology annotation, molecular function: nuclear receptor activity; zinc ion binding; nuclear glucocorticoid receptor binding.